Saccostrea cuccullata (small rock oyster) is the source of this 1140-nucleotide messenger RNA. RefSeq lists its product as uncharacterized. The record is from RefSeq and is a predicted model, not a curated record. The transcript has 4 exons. The coding region runs from base 72 to 737 and encodes 221 amino acids. NCBI's taxonomy places the organism in Eukaryota, Metazoa, Mollusca, Bivalvia, Ostreida, Ostreidae.
UUUCGUACAUAACAACAACACAGAUUUUUGUGCAGUGACCGACCAGCGAGUUUUGUUUUUAAUUUUUUGCAAUGACUGUAUGGCUGGCAGGAAAAAAGGAUGUGAAACGUGAGAAACAGAUGAACAUGUGCACUGCUGCAGUCAUCCUCAAUUAUCUUUUGACACUUUGUCUAGGAUGCCAGGAAGCUUUUUACGAUAUUCCAGGACGGCGUUUUCACAUAACUAAGGCCUACGACAGUUCUUCUCCAGGGACGUUAUCGCAUUGUCGACAGAGAUGUAUAGAGGAUAAGAAUUGCGUGGCUUUCAUGCAUUAUAAUACUACUGAUUUAUGUGCGCUGUCUAAUUUGACUGGUCUGAAAUUUGGCUAUUUAUGUGAUUAUUGUUUCUCUGCAUUGAAAGUUGGCACAUGUAGUACACCAACCCCUGCUACGACAAAUACGCCAUCUACCCCAACACCUGAAAGUCCUUGUACCUGCACGUGUAUGGAAACAAAUGAUACUUUGAUGAGAUCAAUCGAGGAGCGAAGAACAUCUCUACGACUAAACAAAACAGAACUGUCCUCCACAAAACGAAAACUCAGCUCAGCAGAAGACCAGAGGGUAUCUGCCAAGAGAUUAGGUUAUGUUGGAAUCCUAGUCAUUACAAUUUCUGUCGGUUUGUUUGUUUUCAUUGAUUUUCUUAACCUAAUUACAUUAAAAAAAAGAAUCAAAUGUCUUAAGAGAGGAUGCUGUAAAUAAGUUUGUCUUGCUAUUCCUUGGGCAUUUUUUGAAAUCAUUUCCUUGCAUUCUUUCUAUGUUAUGCUCAUGAUAAAAUGAAAAUCACUCCCAAGUAGAAUCGUGCGUUAUCCUUCACUUUAAACCCCUCCCUAAUAAAAUCAAACUACACCAAAUAAAAUAUGGAAAUAAUGAACAGUACUCAAGGUCAUAAGUCCACAUCAGAAGCAGAUAUUAUUCGUACGUAGAAUAUGCUCUUGUGUACUGAAUCAACUGAGACACAUAAACUCGAUAUGUAGGUUGAUAGGAGUAUAUUUCUACAUAAGUUAGGGAAGCUGACGAUUAAAAAAUUCAUGUUUAUCAAAACUUUGUUAUUAUAUUGUUAUUACAUUAAUGUGUUUUUCUAAUAAAAUAUUCAAAUAUGAAA